AUGGCGUGCCAAGCCUACGUGGCUAUGGUGGUUGGGGCCGGCAGCCGCGUCCGUGGCUUCACCGAGGAGUUCCACACAUCGAGGGAUCAACGGGACGGAAGAUGGGUUGGCGAUGCCAAAGACGAGCUUCGAAAGUCCAAGUCGCUGCAGCGUGCAUGUACCAACGGCUCUAGCGAUGUUCUGGAAGGCAAGCUGCCAUCACUGUCGGGUGCAAGCGAGCCAGAAAGGGAGCCGAGUCGUUGUCCGCGCCGGCUUUGGCCACUGGAAUUGUUGGACAUCUCGGAUCCUGAGCAAAUCCAAGUGGUUUCGGAGGUCCUUCGCUUCUCGCCCUUGGCGAUCCGACACCUGCUGGAACAUUACGUUUUUACCUCCGGCACCUUGGACCGCAACGAGAUGCAGCUCCAUGCCUCGGGGCAAGAGCUCGCUGGGCCACAGCUCUUUGGUCGAUGUUUGGGUUUCAGUGGGACGCCCAACGACUUGUUGCCCAAGUCCUUGGGCCGCUGUAUCUACGCUGUUGGAGACGAUGGCAAGGUCUUGCAGGCCCUUAGUAACACCGAGACGGUCACAACUGUGGAGCAGGGUGCCCAGCAGAAUGGAGAUCGCUGGGUCAGUGGAGCCCUUCGAGCAUUCUGGAUUUGGUGCGCAGUUGGAGCCGCUGGAGCGGUUGGUCGGUCGCCGAAACGCGUCGCUGACGUCGCUGCGAUGACUGACGUGGCGAUUGAUUUGCUAGAUGGCGUGGGCGUGGUGUCCAUGCCGCCUGAUGUGGCCACCGCCGAACGCCUGGCACCCUUGCCCCCCGGCGCGCAGCCGGUGGGUUCAGUGGCUGCCGGGACCCAGGAGCGCGUGGCUGGAAGCCAGGCCUCGGCGCCUGGCGUUGGCAACGGGGCUGGCGUGGGCAACGGGACCGUGACAACUGGACCCGUGAGCAAUCCUUUAACGCUGCGACAUGAAAGGCUGCAGGGGAAGAUCACCAAGUUUGUGGGGCAAAGUGGCACAGGAUUUUUGAAAAGUCACUCCUUCGAAGGUGAAUUGGGAUUCAAAACAGACAAUGUAAUGUUGGAAUGUCAAAACUACGAGUUCAAAGAGGAUGAAAGUGUGGAGUUUGAUGUGCAAGCAGAUGAGCGUGGAAGGCCACACGCGACUGCACUCAAGCCAGUAGUUGGCCGCAAGCCUAGUGAUUGCUUGGGUCAAAGGCACAGAGGCUACGUGCGGCGUUUCGCCGACCGUUGGGGCUUCCUCAAUGCCGCAGCCUUCGAUGGAGACUUGUUCGUGCAUAGAGACAACCUCCUUCUGGGACCAGAGCAGAUCCAAGAUGGGCAACCACCUUUGCGCACAGGUCAAGCUGUGGAGUUUGACAUUGCCCUAGAUGAUCGAGGUCGUACAGUUGCCAAGCAAAUCACCACCAGCGCAUUGCUCCGGCCUUGCGAUUGGAUUGGUCGACGCCUACAGGGCGUGAUUCGAUCCUUUCAGGGUGCUUGGGGUUUUGUGAACUCCGACAAAUUCGCUGGAGACUUGUUUGUUCAUCGGGAUGCUCUGCUGCAACAGUUCCAAGAUGUGGAGCUGACUGCUGGCACCGUGGUGGAAUUUGACGUCGAACGAGAUCAUCACAAGAAAAGUGGUAAAAACAGACUGGUGGCGCGACAGGUGUCCAUCCUCCACCCUGGUGGCUUUGGCAGCGGAUUCACAGGCUUCGCCUCGAUGCCGUUGGGGAUGAUGCCGCAGCAAGGUCAUGUAGACCCAAUGGUGGCGCAUUAUGGUGGCAUGUAUGGUGGAGUGGCCCCACACAGCUACGCACAUCCGCCUCUCUACUAUCAAGGAGCCUCUGCCCUGGCAGAUCAGCCGUAUGGUGGGGCCUCCUACCCCUACGCGGAGCCCUAUCAGCAGGGCCAUAGUCCCGGUGGUCCUGGUAUGGUGCCAGUGCCAGUCUCAAUGCCACAAGGACAGCCUAUUUUGCCCGUGGCCUGUGGACAGUGCAUGUCUCCAACGCAGUUCGGCACAAGUCCCAACGUGGCCACCGGCUGUACCCCGUCUGGCGUGCAGUCACCCAUCAAUCAAGCAGCUCCCAACUUCCAGGCGCCGUACCAACUGGCCUUCUCCCAGAUCGGCGAUGGCGGCGGCAUUCAGCAAUCGAUUGGAGCUGGCCCUUCGCCUGCUCAACCUCCUGAUGGUGAAACCAACGAGGGAGCCCAGGUGCUCCUCCACAUCACCACGCACGAUUGGGAACCGGAUCAGACCGGUCAGCUGCGAGUUCGUAAAGGUACCCUGGUGAACGUUUCGCAUCGCGCAGCUCAUGGCUGGGUCUAUGCCGCCACCGUGAAGCAUGGAGAACAAGCGAGCGAUCCACCGAGCGAAGGUUGGGUACCUCAUGCUGUGGCCAAGCGAGUGUCUCUUUGCCGAGUCGCUGCAGAAUGGCCUGAAGAAGGUGCUGGCACCUUGGGCCUGUUGAAGGGAGACCUGAUCGCUGUGUCCAAGGAGGCCGAAAGAGGAUGGGUCUAUGGAGAGCGCAUCAGCCCGAAACGUCCGGACUCUCCAGUGGAUGGUUGGCUCCCCAAGAAGGUCCUGGAGUAUAUCCUGGUUUGA
Cladocopium goreaui is the source of this 2580-nucleotide messenger RNA. The record is from the annotation of a GenBank genome assembly. NCBI's taxonomy places the organism in Eukaryota, Dinophyceae, Suessiales, Symbiodiniaceae.